CUCCGCCCUCCGUCGUCCCCGGCCAAGUGCUCAGCCUUCCUCCGUCCACCCUGGAUUCCGUCGACAAUCCGCCCGUCUGCUAGUCUGCCUGUCUUGGCCCGCCGUCUCUCGCUCGUUACGACCUUUCGUUCUUUGUCUCUUCAUCCUCGUUGCUCCCCGGCUUUCCUGCAUACCUUCUUUCUUAAGCAGCUUUCCCGCCGGUUACUGUGCUGCGCUGCUGUUUCGCUUUCAUUCCAGCGUCUCUCAUACAUACCGCAUUUCGUCCGCAGGAAACCCUCCGACCACCAACAUCCGCUCUCGGUUCGCUCACCGUCUCGCCCGUUCCUCGUUUCACCGUCCUUUGCCGGCCGGGUUGACGCAAACCUCGGCGCCUCUCCAUCUCCAACGAUCCCCAUCAACGGAGCCAUCGAUAUUGCAAAGAGCCUGGAUGCAGUAGUAACGCCGCCUUCACCUCUCUCCCAUCCCCUGGGACUCUGUCCAUCAUCGGCGUGACAAUGGUGACGCUGCGGACCCUGGCGUCCGCUCUCGCCAGCGUCGCGCUGUGUGCUUCCUCGUCGCUGGCAUACUCCGUCAAGCGAAACCCUGUCGGCUACGUCUCCCUCAUCGACGACCCCGUCAUCAAAGCCCCCUCCCACCGCGUCCACGCCUUCUCCAAGUUCGACCUCACAUUCACCCUUCACAAUGGGCGCCAGAGCAUACGACUGGCCCUCGAGCCCAACGAUGACAUCCUCCACGACGACUUCGCCAUCACCAUCAUGGGCCAGGACGGCAUCGUCCGCGAGGUGCAAAAGGUGCCGAGGACGGAUCACAGGGUAUACCGUGGCGAUGCCUUCAUCGAGCGGCCUGGCCAUGGGGGCUGGUCCAAGGCCGGCUGGGCGCGGGUGACCGUACAUCGCGAUGGAGACCACCCCGUCUUUGACGGCGCGUUCCGCAUUGACGGCGACAACCACCACAUUCAGACGGCGGAGCAAUACUUGAAGCUCCGGGGCGACGACGAUCCCCUCAUCGACAUCCUGCCCGACGGUGAGGAACGUAUGGUUGUAUGGCGCGACUCGGACGUCAUGGACUCCUCCGACGAGCACAACGAGCUGAAGCGAAGCGUUGGCGACGAUCCCCUUUGCAAAGCCGACACCCUCGACUUCAACAGCAAGUUUCAUACAGAGACCCAGAGCCGCAACAUGUUGCGUGCCGUCGAAUUCCGUUCCUUGUUUGGCCGUCAAUCGAUAGACGGUGGUGGUGGCAGUGGCUCGGGGCUGAAUUUGGUGAGCUCUAUUGGCUCCGUCGACGGCUGUCCAACCACGAGAAAGGUCGCCCUCGUCGGCAUCGCGACGGACUGCAACUACUGGGAGGGCUUUGACAACAAGGAGGCCCUCACAAAGAACGUCAUUGGCAUGGUCAACAAAGCGUCCGAGGUGUACGAGAGCACCUUCAAGAUCUCGCUGGGCAUCCAGAACCUCACCAUUCUCGACAAGGCGUGUCCCGCCACUGCCGCCGCCGCGACGCCGUGGAACGUGGCAUGCGGGCCGCAGACGACCAUCAGUGACCGCCUCAAUACAUUCUCCAAGUGGCGCGGCCAGUUCCAGGACGACAACGCCUACUGGUCGCUGCUCACCAAAUGCGCCACCGACUCUGCAGUCGGUCUGGCUUGGCGCGGGCAGCUGUGUCGCACGGGCUCCGGCGACAACGGCGAUGGCAAGGGCAACAACGAGACGGUCGCCGCAACCAAUGUGGUCGUUCGGACGGACACGGAGUGGCAGAUCUUUGCCCACGAGACGGGCCACACCUUCGGGGCGGUCCAUGACUGCACCAGCUCCACGUGUCCUGCCGACAUGUCGAAGCAGCCGUGCUGUCCCCUGACCGGCAGCAGCUGCGACGCCGGAGGCAAGUUUAUCAUGAACCCCUCGACGGGCAAGGGCAUUACCAAGUUCUCGCCGUGCAGCAUCGGCAAUAUCUGCUCGGGGCUCAAGUCCAACAUGAUCAAGGGCAACUGCCUCACGGACAACAAAAACGUCAAGACCAUCACGGGCAGCCAGUGCGGCAACGGCAUCGUCGAGAGCGGCGAGGAUUGCGACUGCGGCGGCGAGGCUGGCUGCAAGGACAACAAGUGCUGCGAUCCCAAGACGUGCAAGUUCCUCAGCGGCGCCGUAUGCGACUCCAGCAACGAAGACUGCUGCACGGACAAGUGCCAGUUUGCGUCCAACGGCACCGUCUGCCGGGCCAGCACCGGAGUCUGCGACGUCGAGGAGGUCUGUCCCGGCAACCACGCCAGCUGCCCCGAGGACAAGCACAAGAGCGACGGCGACUCGUGCGGUAGCGGCCUCUCGUGCGCUUCGGGCCAGUGCACGUCGCGUGACCUGCAGUGCAAGAACAUGGCCAGCAGCCUCUCGGGCAUGAACAACACUUCGGCCUGCCCGGACAGCGGCUGCCUGCUCGCCUGCACGUCUCCCGAGAUGGGGCCCAACCAAUGCGUCACGUACAAUCAAAACUUCCUGGACGGAACCGACUGCGGCGCCGGGGGCAAGUGCUCCAACGGCGCGUGCGAGGGCGCGUCGACGGCCAAGGAGAUUGGCGACUGGAUCCAGAACCACAAGUCCAUCUUCAUCCCCGUCGUGGCCGUCGUCGGCGGCCUCAUCCUCAUCGCCAUCCUCAGCUGCAUCGUGAGCGCCAUUCGCAAGCGCUCAUACCGCCGCAAGCAGCCCACACCGCCCGAGAUGAGAAACUGGCCGUCGUCGUUCAACCACGGCGGGCCACCGAACCGCGGACCCCAGCAAUGGAACCAGGGCCAGCAGCAGCAAUGGGCGCAGUCCCCCGGCGGCCAGGGCCCUCAUCAGAACUUUUACGCGUACCCGCCGCCGCCGCCGCCGCCUCCACCCGCCGGCGACGGGGAUAGGUGGCUGAACCGACAGCGAAGCAUGAGAUACGCAUAAACUACCACCAGUGGAAUACGGAACCCGGCUUCAUCGUUGUAUCUAUUGAAUUUUUGGGCUCGAAGAAGAAUUGCUUGUGUUUUGCCUCAGAUACCUCUUUUUGGAUACACGCAGGCAGAUCAAUGGGGCUUUUCUCUCUCUUCCCUGAGGGCAUCACGAAUCAUCAUCACACAGGCGUUUUUUGGUAGGGGCACUGAGAAGUUGCCUACUUGUUUUUGGGAUACAGCGCCGCGGCAUCGGCAAUACGGGCGGGGAGGGGAUGUUGGAUACACAGAUCGCGGAGACGGGUUUCCCCCGCGCCUCAUGGCUUUCCUUUUUCUCUCCCGGUUAUGGGCAGCCACUACAGGCAGACGAGUAGGCAGGCAGGCACGCAGGCAGACCUACCGCCCCUCAUCUCGUACAAAAGUUUCCGUACAAACCUUGUACGUAGGUAUGUAUGCACAUAGGCUGUAUGUUCGGUGCUCCUCGUUGUCCUCGAGGGUGUCGAGAGGCGGGUGUACCCGACGGUGAUUGGUGCUGCCCAGUCUCCCGCGUUAGGAACCCGCCGUAUAUAGAUGGGCUAAAGAAAGAAAGAGACGGUUCACGGGACCCCUGUGUCAUGAC
Molecule: messenger RNA, 3530 nt
Organism: Purpureocillium takamizusanense
Lineage: Eukaryota; Fungi; Ascomycota; Sordariomycetes; Hypocreales; Ophiocordycipitaceae
Exons: 2
Coding region: 495-2927 (810 amino acids)
Biological process (GO): proteolysis
Molecular function (GO): metalloendopeptidase activity
Source: RefSeq, a predicted model, not a curated record